CAUCAUUUUAAUGAUGACGUCAAUGGCAACGUGUGUUGUCUUGUCAACGUACGUCAAAAUCAGCUGUAUCGUAACCUUUCGAAAUCAAGGCUUACGCAGGCGGUGAAUGGAGAAAUGAAUCCAGUUAUCACGAUAAAUCUGUGCUAUCGGCAGCGCGGUGAUCGGCUCCGCGAGUAUAUUGAUAACGUGUCGCGCGAGACUUUCGCUUCGUGUUAGGAUUAGAAAAUAUUAAGUGUAUCAAGUGUGGCACAAUGUCUUCUGUUGUUGAAGAUAUUUGUGAACUUUUAGACAGUUAUAAUGGACGGGACAAGGUGGUCAGACUAGCCUGCUACACACUGAAGCUAUACGGCUGUAUAAAGGGCGAGAAGCCAUGGCAGACGGCAGGCUCGCGGCUGUCCAACGCGCGCAUGAUGCUGCGGCUCUUCGACGAUAUACCCAUGAUACGACACACCUACAGCUACGGGCUGGGCCGCCAUGAGUCUUCCACAAUGGCUGCGGCGCUCGGCGUUCUCGCUAACAUGGUUGACCAAGCCUUUUUGCCCGUGGAAAAGGCCUGCUGGCUGCAAGAAGUAGGCGUCCUGAAGUUGUCAGAAAAAACGGCGGAGCGACUAGACAUCUUCAGUACGGCGCUGUGGGCUGCAAGUCUUUACAUAUCCUUACUGCAAACCGUCCGCGGCAUUCGUCAGCUGUGGUGGAGUCGCGACUGCCUGCGGCACUCUUGCGAAGGCGGGGGCUCGGAGGCGCGCCGGAACCUCGACGUGCGGCUCACUCUACAGGCUGUCACAGCAGGCAAACUCCUCCUAGACAUAACGCACGCGGUGAGCUGCCUGCCGGAAGGCUGGCUGUGGGGCGAGCGCAUCGGCGGCACCAAGGUCGCCGCCAUAGCCACCACCAGCUCCGUCAUCGGAAUCCUUAUGUACUUCGCCAAAAAACGGUUGUUGAAAUGAACUUUGACUGGGUUUAGACGGCCUAAGAUUAACGUCGUAAGGCGCACGAUACAACAUUUUUAAUUUAAACCUUGUUGUAUAACUAAAUUCGUACGAAUUUUGUUUGAAAAUACAAUUAAAUGAAAGAAAUUCGAAUUAGAUUAUAAUGUGCAUUGAGCCUUAAGACGAUAAAAUUAGGAGUGUCCUGGGUUAUAAUAAGAUUUUUAAAGUAUAUCAUGUAAAUAUCUUUAUACAAUAUUACGAUAUGGAAUUUAUAAUUGAAGAUUGACUGGGUUAGGGAGGAAGUAAUAAUAGGGCUAUACAAAUAUUGUAAAACAAUUUCUCUCCUAGACUAAUCAAAAUAUUGGCCGGGACCUCGUUACCUACGUAAUUUACAGUUGUGAAAUUUCCACCGUAAAUUAAGUAGGUGUCUCGUUUGCUACUUAAAAUCUAUAAUAUACAAUAUAAAAGCUUGGGGUAGGAAAACAUGAUUCAUUUUUUUAUUGAUUUAUUAUUUGCCUAUUUAAGAUAUACUUAAAUAAUAUUAUAUGUAACGGGGGCAUUUCUCACAAAAGAUUGUAAGGGUCUAGCAGGCUAAGUGAACUAGAGGUGCCCCCAACGACAGAUUUGGUCAUUCUUUCAGGUGGUGUACUGGCAAGUCUAUAAAGGUUACACACCUACAUACUAACUUAUCUACACCCUGCACUAGUACUUUGUUUACAUAUGCUCCUAACUACUUAUUCGAUUUUUUUUGACAUGACGCACGAAGAUUUACGCAAAUAUUUUUAUAUGUGUAUGUAGCGGGUACUAGUGGCUAUCCAUGCAUAUUUUUUCUGGAGGUGUACCUCCGCGAAAAGUAAAAAAAUAAAUCUGAAGAAAAAUAAAAUGUUUUUUUACACAAUGAAGUAUAAGUACAUGACGUGGGUUAAAAAUGUGUAUUUUGUAGCCUAUUUUAUUAUUGUCAAAUAUAAUUUUGUUUCGUUAAUCUAACUUGAACAGUUUACAAAAUAUGCCACUUUCAAUGAUACGCUGAUUAUUUUACAUUAUCCUGAAUAACUCGAAAACAAAAGAAGAUCGAGGACUGAUAUUAAGCAUAGAAUGUUCUUAGGACUUGCCAGUACACCACCUGAAAGAAUGACCAAAUCCGUCGUUCGGGGCACCUCUAGUUCGCUUAGCCUGCUAGACCGGCUGUAAAAAUUUGUAAAACAACCUUGGUACUUAGUUAAUUUCUAAUAAAAAAAGAGUUAAAGAGAGAAGAGAAGUUUUCCCUAGAAAAGUAAUCUUAGAAGGCCUAUAGGUAUAUAUAGGUAUAAGUAUAUGUUAGGUAUAUGUAUUAGGUCAUUGCCUAUGAAAUUGGCGUUUUGUAUGGAGAACUUUAACGAAAUUCGAUUUUUCAUACAAUGAAUUUUGAGGAUUAUUUUGUGAAGGCAUUUUCAAACCAAACAAAUUUUUGCCAGUAAUCUGAGACAUUGUUAAGGCACAUUUUCUAUCUCAUAUUUUUUUUAAAUCUGUCCCGUCAGAAAAAUAUAAGUCAUUUAAAUACUCGAGCCGGCAGCACAUGAAAAGGGCUGUUUUCAGGGCGGUAUUCUGAAUACAUAAAACAAUAAAAGUAGCAAAUAAUUGUAUGUAAAAUCGUUGUUAUGUAGCGCACUAAUAAAAUUAAAAAAUACUUCGAUAUUACUAUUAAAAUAAAUAAACUAUGACAUGACUAAUACUUAUGAACAAAAAUGCCAAUUUCAUAGGUAAUGACCCAAUUUGUACUCGUACGGUUAGCAGCAGAAGUGCUAAAGGGAAAAGGUCUUUGAAAUGACCUUUACGUGCUCUUUUUCUUUACAAUAAACUCAUUAGAUUACUCCUAGUCCUGCCGCUGACUGUACCUACAUAAAUCGUCUCAAUCUUUAUUCAACUAAGCAUCGGCCCACAUAUCUAUUUUUCCUUAUAAAAUAGAUAUGUGGACCGAUGAUAAAUAAAUAAAAAGUUUUACUUUCAGGCAACACGUACACUUGUACAUUAGUACACUGAUAUUAAACUAAGUAGAAAUAAAAAUAUCCUAAAGUUACACCUCAAUUUUUUUACUUUAUACGUGUUAUAUUAAUUCGAAGUAUUUGUAUUUUUUAUUUUAAUUAAAAACGCGCAAAUUGUCUGAAAGUCAAAUGCACAAAUUGUUAAGUUUUAACCUUUAAUUCGACAACGUCCAGUACACUGGACUCCUUUGACCCCCUUUUUAAGUUUUUUCGUAAUCAAAAUCAUUACUACCAAUCAAUUAUUGAGCGCGCAGGAAUUCGGAACUUACAAUCUUUUAUAUUUUGUGUCCAUUUAAUGGUUAAGUGUUCAGUUAUGUUGGGUUGACCCAGCAGUUAUUUAUGGUAGAAUGAAAAGGAGUUCAUGUAGUCAGCAAAACGAUUAGCUUAGCACACCUAUAUUUGUAUGCAGUGCUACGCUGAUAACUUUGCUGACGAACCUACAUACAAUUCAGCAAGUAAUUAUGGCUACUUUAAUAUCUAUAUAAUGUUUAUUUUCUCGUUGGACUUAUAGAAGGGUAUAAGUAAUAUGUAUUUACAAAGCGUUUUGUGAACUUCGAGUACGGCGUCCGACACGUCGGAAGGCUUCUUUUCGCCAUCGCCCUACGCGACAACAUUUCCAUCCUCACCACUUAGAUGGUUGGCAGUCCUCAACUGUGCGUUUCUCUAGGAACUUUCUGCCUCGCACUGCUAAACUGUGGAAUGAACUGUCGCCUACGAUAUUUCCGGACCGAUACGACCUUCAAACUUUCAAGAAAAGAGCGUACUCCCAUCUUAAAGGCCAGCAACGCACUUCGAACCCUCUGGUGUUGCAGGUGUCCAUGGGCGGUGGUAAUCGCUUAACAUCAGGUGAUCCGUCUGCUCGUUUGCCUCCUCUACCAUAAAGAAAAAAAAGGGAGGAGCCCAAGCGAUAUCUUACCGUAUAAAUUGUUCUGCCAUAUUUUGGGGGAACGUGCACACAGUCGCACUUCUUACUUACUACAUACAAAAUUCCAUGUAAUGACGACCCAAAAAAAUUAAAAAUGACACACGUCAAAGACAAAUCUUGCACACCUCGAUCUCUUUUUUGUGUACGGACGAGUCACCACAGGCACCGCGCUAUGCCCAGUUGGGCAUGUGCUUCUGCAGAGGGGAAAUAUUGUGAAUGCUGACUCCCAUCCCGGUGUUGCUCGAAGCACUGGGUUAUUUGCCCGAUGUGUAUUUCGCAUCUGAGCGUAACGUAUUUACCUAUGGUAUUUACGUACAGUCAGCGUCAAAUACUACAUACUUAAUGCUACAUGCGUAAUAUUAUACUUGGAUAACGCUAUGUACUCCAUAAUUGUCGAAUUAUAUCAGGUGAAGUACUUUAAGAUUAUUAUGAUGUAACAUAUGUAAUAUAUACGAUGUGGUUGUACUUAAUAAAUAAAUAAAAAUAAAAAAUUUCGUAGCAGUAUAUGGUGUAUACUAAAUAUAUGGUGUACCACACUAUUUGGCUACUUUGGUUGCUACAAAGUAUUUGACGCUGACUGUACCUAUACUUUUUACUUAUAUAUAUACCUAUAAUUAAUGCACUAACAAAUCUUUAAACAAUUUUUUUACUGUAAAUAUAGUAAAUUUUAUAUUCUGAUAAUACCUAAUAUAUGAAAUGAUAAAUAAUUAUGUAGUACCUGAUACUUGAAAGAGCAAUAAACGCGUAAUUUUAAAUAUUAA
This is a messenger RNA of Cydia pomonella (codling moth), 4636 nucleotides long. RefSeq names its product peroxisomal membrane protein 11C-like. Gene Ontology annotation, biological process: peroxisome fission. The transcript is spliced from 5 exons. The coding region runs from base 252 to 947 and encodes 231 amino acids. NCBI's taxonomy places the organism in Eukaryota, Metazoa, Arthropoda, Insecta, Lepidoptera, Tortricidae. The record is from RefSeq and is a predicted model, not a curated record. Gene Ontology annotation, cellular component: peroxisomal membrane.